Messenger RNA from Danaus plexippus (monarch butterfly), 1889 nucleotides. RefSeq names its product lachesin-like. The record is from RefSeq and is a predicted model, not a curated record. Bases 271 to 1470 code for a protein of 399 amino acids. The transcript has 10 exons. NCBI's taxonomy places the organism in Eukaryota, Metazoa, Arthropoda, Insecta, Lepidoptera, Nymphalidae. Gene Ontology annotation, cellular component: neuron projection.
AGAGCGCCCCGAGGCCGCAGUCGCGCGACUUCAAACCGACGCGCGGCUACGAGCGGGACUACGAUCGCGUUACGCUUGCCGCUUGCCGCUCGCUCGACCCACAACCACUCAAUGAAUAUUUAAUAGAACCGAUUUCACGUCGAGCCGAGAAUCAAUGAGCCAACUUCAUCGCCGCACUGGCAAACUCAUGAUAACACUUUGUUGACAUACUUCUAUGAGACGGAAAGUUUGCUUAAUUACCAUGCUGAUCGGUUAAAUAUUUAUAUCAAUAUGAACUGUCUGAAAUACGCUGCGUGCAUUGUUUCAUUGACACUUUCGAUUAUUGCUCUUCCUGUGUCAUCCUCCGACGAAUCGCUGUUUCCCCGUUUUGUGGAACCGGUACCCAACGUCACAGUAACCGUUGGCAGAGAUGCUCUUCUAGCUUGUGUUGUCGAAGACCUACGAGGAUAUAAGGUGGCAUGGGUCCGCGUAGAUACACAAACAAUCUUAAGCAUCCACCAUAAUAUAAUCACCCAAAACCCGCGCAUAAGUCUUUCCUACAACGACCAUCGCUCAUGGUAUUUGCAUAUAAAGAAUGUUCAAGAAGUAGAUCGCGGUUGGUACAUGUGUCAGGUCAACACAGACCCAAUGCGCUCUAGGAAGGGAUAUCUACAAGUUGUCGUUCCACCCAUGAUUAUUGACAACAUGACUUCAACUGAUAUGGUGGUUCGAGAGGGCACAAACGUUACAAUGGUUUGUAGAGCUUCAGGAUACCCUGAGCCUUAUGUCAUGUGGAGACGCGAAGACGGUCAAGAAUUUAUUUGCAAUGGCGAACUGGUUAAUGUAGUUGAUGGCGAGAACCUUACAAUAUCUAAAGUGUCACGGUUGCAUAUGGGUGCAUAUUUAUGCAUUGCUUCGAAUGGCGUACCGCCUUCAAUAAGCAAACGUGUCGUUUUAAUGGUACAGUUUCCACCAAUGCUAUCUAUCCCUAAUCAGUUAGAGGCUGCAUAUGUAGGGCAAGAUGUAACCCUGGAGUGCCAUACCGAGGCCUACCCCUCCUCUAUUAACUAUUGGACUACGGACCGUGGGGAUAUGAUUAUAUCAGGCAAUAAAUAUAUAACGGCUUUAAAUGACGACGGUUAUAGUAGAAAAAUGAAGCUGACUAUACGCAAAGUGUCGUCAAGGGAUUUCUCGUCUUACCGUUGUGUGGCCAAAAACUCUCUCGGUGAAACAGACGGACUUAUACGACUUGACGAAAUCCCGGCGCCGUCCACAAUAAGCACGACAGUUAAUUACGUGCCAACAUUUCCGCAGAGGAAGAAAGGUAAACAUAAGAAUCGAUGGAGAGACAGUUCGGCAGAAAAUAGAGUUAUAGGAGAUUACGAAGUAGAAGAAUGGAAAGAUGUCGAUUAUGAAUCAACGCAGUCUUCAAGUUCUUCAUCGGUACGCGGCUUUGGGUUUAGUGUGAUAGUAGUUCUAUUUCUUAGCUGACUACUAAGAACUCCUUAAGCUAUUUAAGCGCUUGUGCCAACAGACUGCUAUAUUGUAAAGAAACUGCAAUAACGUUGUGUAAAUAGUGUGUAUUGUGUAAGAAUAAAAUUACAGUUUCGUCUAACUUCAAAACAUCAAAUCAACUUUUCAGAACCGAGUUCUAGCUUUGUAAAGUAAAAGCUUACUCACACCUAUAUAUACCAAAUGUAUAACUUCGGGAUACAAGUCAAAUUAAAUUCUAGACAGGUACGAUUAUUAGUUUUAUUGAAACAGUUAACAAUCGAACCGAGUGGUAAAAACUGUUAUUAAAAUGAAUGAAAUUUUAAAUUGUGAUUUUCUAGACUAAAUAAUAAUUUAGAUAAAAAUAAGAUGUUAUUCAAAAAGUAUUUUUAUAAAAGACUGAUAGAGUUUACGGUUUU